AUGGAAGGAAAUAUUAGAAGCAGUAGAUUGGUUGCUUCUAUUUGGAAGUCAUUUACUAGAAAUUUACAUUAUAAACCAUUACCACCAAAUAAAUAUCCUAAAGUUAAUGUUAAUGAUGUUGAUUUAAAUCCACCAAGAUAUGGGUUCAGAAGAAUUAGACCACCAAUUAUAGCACAAUCACCAACUAAAACGUUAUUUCCCAGUGUUGAAAUAGCCAAAAAAUAUAUUGAAGAAGGGAAAAGAGUACCUAAUAGAUUUAUGGAUCAAUUUGGUUCUGAUCAUGCCCGUAAAGAAUUUGAAGAAUUUCAAGAGAAAUUAGCAUUAGAAGAACCACAUUUUAAAAUUGGUGGUAAACAAAUUUAUUUCCCUCAGGGGAGAAUUUGUUUAUUAAGAUCUAAUGCUAAACAUACUCCAUAUCAAGCAAAAUUUUUGGUUCCUAAAAGUAUGAAUAAAAUGGAUUUAAGAGAUUAUUUAUGGCAUAUAUAUGGAUUAAGAGCAUUGAAUAUUACGGUUCAAUUACAACCAGCAAGAUGGAAAAGAAGUCCUUAUGGUCUUGGACGUUAUAGAUCUCCUCAAUUAAAGAAAAUGACGGUUGAUAUGAUGGAACCAUUUAUUUGGCCAGAAGUUCCUCAAGAAAAACUUGAUCUUCUCAAGAUUCAAAAAGAUAAUAGUUUGAAAACAGUUCAACAAAAUACUGCUGUUGGUUCUGAUAAAUUUAAACCUUUGGAUGUUUAUGAUGGAAUGUAUAAAGAAAAAGUCCAACCACAAAGACUUGUUUCAGAAAAAUUCAAACGUAAAGCUGAGAAGAAUAUUAAAUUAUAUAAUAAAAUUGUACAAUCUAGACUGGAUAGAAAACUGCUUGAAAAGUAUUUGGGAUUAUAA
Messenger RNA from Candida dubliniensis CD36, 882 nucleotides. It is a transcript of the gene MRP20, whose product is annotated as mitochondrial 54S ribosomal protein uL23m. Gene Ontology annotation, cellular component: mitochondrial large ribosomal subunit; ribosome. Bases 1 to 882 code for a protein of 293 amino acids. Gene Ontology annotation, biological process: mitochondrial translation. Lineage: Eukaryota; Fungi; Ascomycota; Pichiomycetes; Serinales; Debaryomycetaceae. The transcript has a single exon. Gene Ontology annotation, molecular function: structural constituent of ribosome. The record is from RefSeq and is a predicted model, not a curated record.